CCAACCUCCGCUUCCUCAUCGCCUUACGAGCUCGCUCAGCACUGACUCAGCGGAUAGUUCCAUGCUCAUUCUGACACUGAUACGCCACGGUGAAUCAACCGAUAAUGUUAGAUCCGUGUGGGCUGGAUGGAAAGAUGCUGGCCUGACAAAUCAUGGAAUGAAUGUGAGAGGCCAGCCAGAAACAUCCAGCGGAACCAUUCGUUAUUCACAGGACCAACUAGCAAGUAAGAGCGCUGGCGAAGUGGUUUUCCGACAACGGAACCACUUUCGAUGUCGUUAUCUCUUCCACAUUGAUGCGUGCAGACGCCACAGCUCAAGCUCUAUAUGACCGUCAUCAAUCUCCAAAGCCAUUGAUGUUGAAAAAUCCUUUAUUGAGAGAACAGCAUUUCGGCAUCGCAGAGGGUCACCCUUAUGCUAGAUACAAGGUUCCGGACCUGUCAAUAGAAGAGUAUUACGCCCAAAACAUCUUCCCACAUCCACGAAACCGGAACGAAUGCUUUCCGGGUGGCGAAAGUAAAGAAGACCUGACCAAAAGAGCAGAGUGCGCCGUCAACGACAUCCUUGUCCCUUAUGUCGAUCAAGCAACGCGCGAAGACUUUCGUGUGGCGAUAAUCAGUCAUGGGUUGUUUAUUCGUGUGAUGGUGGAUGUGUUAAUCAAGCUGGACACCACGACUUCUGCGAUCGUUCAUGAAUACAAGGGACUCCGUAAUACUGGAUGGACAAGGAUGAUUGUCAAAGUGGAGGUGCGAGAGGACGCGUCAACACAAUUUCGCGUGAGGGUGACCGAUAGCAACCGGCAUGAGCACCUAGGUUCUCUAACGCGCCAGCAGGGAGGUAUAGGACGGAUGGCAUACGACGCAACACAGAAAGAUAUUCGGUCCUUUUUUGGAGGUAGAGAUGGUGGGUCAUGA
This is a messenger RNA of Marasmius oreades (fairy-ring Marasmius), 911 nucleotides long. RefSeq lists its product as uncharacterized. Gene Ontology annotation, cellular component: cytosol. The record is from RefSeq and is a predicted model, not a curated record. The coding region runs from base 294 to 911 and encodes 205 amino acids. The transcript is spliced from 6 exons. Gene Ontology annotation, molecular function: fructose-2,6-bisphosphate 2-phosphatase activity. Gene Ontology annotation, biological process: negative regulation of programmed cell death; positive regulation of DNA repair; negative regulation of glycolytic process. Lineage: Eukaryota; Fungi; Basidiomycota; Agaricomycetes; Agaricales; Marasmiaceae.